GGUUUGGUCAUUUCCCACACUUCCCUCCCUCCCCCUGCUUGUCAUUCAUAAGAUUCCGUGGAGUUUCCUCAGAAGAGGAGGGGCUCUCCUCUCUCCUCUCCUCUCCUCUCCAGUCUUGCACCUCACGCUGUGAAAUAUCCAGCCAGUCUACCAAUAAACAGCCUCUGACAGUGCGGUUGGCAGCAGCAGCAGCAGCAGCCGGAGUAACAGCCCUGACAGACACUGUGUGUGUGUGUGUGUGUGUGUGUUUUUUUUUUUCCCUUCCUGAGCUUGAUGGUAGUGAGCUCUACGUGCCGGAGGCUUCCCCGGAAUGGACUCUUUGCAGCCCGCCGCGGUUUGAGGCGCGCUGGGUGUCAGAGAGCGUAGAUCCAGCCGACCUCUCUGCGCACGGAUCCCCCGCCAUGAGGGGGGGACGAUGGAGCGUGCAUCCUCGCUGCUCUGAUGUGUGAUCAUUAUCGCACCAUUCAACACUGAGAGAUCUCCUGCGCGCGUUUUCCUACCUGUGUCCAUCUUGCAUGCACACACUGACAUGCACGGUGUUAGGGACUGUGACAACACUUCACCCCUCAAGUAGCACAGCGGUGACCAGAGGAUGCCUCUUCCGCGCCUGCCGCUGACAUCCCGCCAGCCCUCUUAACGAACCCGCGGGGAUAGCGGGGGCUGAUCCGACAAUGAAUAGCGGGAGCCGGGCUGCGACGGUCGGGGACGGUGCCGCCAAUUUCACAGCAGCAGCCCACCUCAGGCUGGAGCUCCUGAACGCGUCGAGCCCGCCGACCCGGUGGGACGGCAGCCCACCCGCCGAGGGGAGCGGGCUGGAAGAGCAGCAGCGCCUCGUCCGAGAGCAAGCCUACCGGGACUUCACCACCACCAUUCAGAUCUUCAUCCUCCUAAGUUCGCUGCUGGGAAAUGCCACGGUGUUGUGGUGCACCUGCUGCACGAACGUCUUUAAAUCCGUGACCAACCGCUUCAUCAAGAACCUGGCGUGCUCGGGGAUCUGUGCCAGCCUGGUCUGCGUUCCCUUCGACGUUGCACUGGGAGCCAGCCCUCGCUGCUGCUGGUGGCUGCACACUCUGCUGCUCUGCAAGGCCAUCAAGUUCCUCCACAAACUCUUCUGCUCCGUCACCGUGCUCAGUUUCAGCGCCAUCGCGCUCGACAGAUACUAUUCUGUGCUGUACCCGUUAGAGAGGAAGAUCUCUGAUGCAAGAUCCCGAGAUCUGGUCAUCUAUAUCUGGGUCCACGCUGCCGUGGCGAGCCUCCCUGUGUUUGCUGUGACCAAUGUGACAGACGUGUACGUCACCUCGUCCUGCUCCGAUGACCAUGCCCGCUCCCUGGGCCACAUGGUGUACGUGCUGAUCUACAACGUCACCACACUGAUCCUCCCGCUCGCUCUGGUUUUCCUCUUCAUGCUGCUGAUCCGCAGAGCGCUCAGUGCCAGUCAGAAGAAGAAGGUGAUAAUCGCGGCGCUGCGGACUCCCCAGAACAGCAUCUCCAUCCCGUAUGUGUCCCAGAGAGAGGCUGAGCUACACGCCACUCUGCUGGCUGUGGUACUGGCUUUCUCAGCCUGCAGCGCCCCCUAUGGAGCAUUGGUGGUGUAUCGCACCAUCUUGGCAGACACUAAAGAGCUCCCCAUCUCACUGUAUCUGACGGCCCUCUGGCUGCCCAAGGUGUCCCUGCUCACCAAUCCACUUUUGUUCCUCACUGUUAACCGCUCAGCUCGUCACAGCUGGCUGGACCUGCUGGCAAGGAUUCACAGACGCUACAGCCGCCGUAACGUGGUCAGCACAGGAGGUCUGGCCUCUUUAGGAGCAGAGGGUGUGAUCGGGGAGCCGGUCGGACUGGAGACGGCUGGACGCUCCGGGAGCCAGCUUCUGGAGAUGUUUAACAUCGGCCAGCAGCAGAUCUUCAGGCCCUCUGAGGAAGAAGAGGAAGAAGAAGAUGUAGAGAAUGAAAUCCCUUCCCAAGGACCAGGAGGGUGCCCCGGGUCUAAAGAGGACCAUCAGGGUGGGUCGAGAAUGGGGAGCCUCAGAGGAGAGGUGAUCACCAAAAAGGACCCUCUACAGGGGACGGGUGGAGGGCUGGUCAUUACCAAGGAAGGGCCUCCUUCUGUCAUAGCACCUCGGGCCUCUCCGGUCCACACGUGUGCUUAUGCUUCCUCAUCUCAGGUGGCACCUGCUACACCCACAGAGGCUGAGGACUCCACACAGUUUGGUUUUGGACCCUUCGAACUGCCACCUCAGUGGUUACCAGAGACCAGGAACAGCAAGAAGAGGCUGCUGCCUCCGCUUGGUAACACACCGGAGGAGCUGAUCCAGACCAAACUGCCUCGGCCGAGGCCUGAACGGAGAAUCAGCCGGAACAACAAGGUGAGCACCAUCCCCACUGUGGACCCAUGAACUGUUCCUGCCGGCCAAUGAUCUGCAACACUGGACACGGCUCUUUGAUAGGGCAGGUCUCUUGGGUCAACCAGGACUUGGCAGGGUAUUGAUGUGUUGGUUCAUUGAAGCCUUUUCACUGUCUUUUCAACUUUUAUCAGAUGCAGUAGGAGCUCCAGUGUCCAGGUUUUCCACUUUACUGCACAAAAGCCAGAUGCCUGAGGCGCUGCAGCUUCCUUACUGGACAACAAUCAAUUUGAUAUCAGAUAUUUUCAAUGCUGUGAGAAAAAUGCCUGCUCAGUCCAACUGCACUGCGACUUGGACGGAUCCAAUCCCAUAAUUAGGGACUCAUGAUUUAGAGAGCAGAUCCGAUAUUGAUGAGCUGGCAUCUGGAGUUAAAUGAACACACUGUACAAAUCCAAUUAUCCUGAGAGAUGCACUGAUAUUGAGUAAUAUAUUUCCAUAGCCAAUAAUCAAGCGAGGAUAUUAAACCUCCUCACAAAGCAUUUUGUAAAAUGGUUAUGCUGUGAUUGCACUCUGUAUAUGAACACAUCUCAGUGUCGGUCCUCUCUCUUAACCCUUUGUGGGCCUGUUUUUGUAACCAUGUUUGACAAGUUGUACUUCAAAAGAAUUUGCCAUUUGCUGGCCGUUUUUUCUCAAGUCUUUUCACUUUCCUUCUAACGUGGUAGAUGUUGUCAUUUGUAUUUUAACUGUAAGUGAAUUUGAUAAGAAAAAAAUGCAGAUGUAGAGUGCAAAUGUGUGUUUAACUCUGUGUUCAAAAAAAUGGAGGAAUAUCACUGGUACGUUUGGAUAGAAGCAAGAAAGAAAGGCAAUCAUCCAGGUCAGGGAUCUGCUAGUCCUAGUGGAUCAAUUUUAUUGAUUUCUCCCAGGUUUCCUGAAUAACAAUCGCUCAUUUGAAUGACUG
Molecule: messenger RNA, 3297 nt
Organism: Acanthopagrus latus (yellowfin seabream)
Lineage: Eukaryota; Metazoa; Chordata; Actinopteri; Spariformes; Sparidae
Gene: gpr176
Product: G protein-coupled receptor 176
Exons: 3
Coding region: 672-2393 (573 amino acids)
Biological process (GO): G protein-coupled receptor signaling pathway
Cellular component (GO): plasma membrane
Molecular function (GO): G protein-coupled receptor activity
Source: RefSeq, a predicted model, not a curated record